AUGAGGUUCUUCGCCCUGUUCCUGUCUCUGGCCGCCGUGCUCUCGUGCGCCGCGGCCCAAGGCGAUGCCACGGCCGCCGUGGCUGCGCUGCCGGCCUGCGCGCAAUCAUGUCUCUUCACGGCCGUCCUCAGCUCCCCCUGCGCGCCGACCAACCAGACGUGUAUCUGCACCAACGCUCCUUUGCAGGCCGAAGUUGAAGCUUGUGUCAUGCAGAACUGCACCCUCAGGAAUGCCCUUACAACCAAGAACGUCACGCUGACGACGUGCGGCGCGACGCCGAGGGACCGCACGACCAUGUACAACACCAUCUCCAUCACCAUGGGCACCCUCUCGGGCGUCUUCGUCAUCAUCCGCCUCGUCCACAAGGUCCUCGCGACCCUCGGCGACCUCGGCAUGGACGACUGGUUCAUCCUCAUCACCCUCGGCGCCGGCAUCCCCGGCACCGUCAUCAACACCCACGGCUUCGCCGCCAACGGCCUCGGCAAGGACAUCUGGACCGUCGCCUUUGACAAGAUCACCAGCUUCGGCUACUGGUUCUUCGUCAUGGAGCCCAUGUACUUCGGCCAGGUCACCCUGCUCAAGAUGUCGCUGCUCUUCUUCUACCUGCGCAUCUUCUCCCACAACCGCACCAUGAAGAGGCUCAUCUGGGGCACCAUCGCCUUCAACGCCGUCUUCGGCACCACCUUCAUCUUCGUCGCCGUCUUCCAGUGCACCCCGAUCAGCUUCUACUGGACCAAGUGGGAUCUCGAGCACCAGGGGACCUGCCUCGACAUCAACGCCAUCGCCUGGGCCAACGCCGGCAUCAGCAUCGUCUUGGACUUUUGGAUGCUCGGCCUCCCGCUGUCCCAGAUCAAGAGCCUGAACCUCCACUGGAAAAAGAAGAUUGGCGUUGCCAUGAUGUUCUUCGUCGGAACCUUCGUUACCGUCGUCAGCAUCCUCCGCCUGCAGUCCCUCGUCCAGUUCGCAAAGUCCCAGAACCCGACCUGGGACCAGUUCGACGUGGCCCUCUGGUCCACCGUCGAGAUCAACGUCGGCAUCAUCUGCGCCUGCAUGCCCUCGAUCCGCGUCAUCCUCGUCGGCUUCUUCCCCAAGCUCCUCGGCACCACCCGCCGCGGCACCUCCAACGCCGCCCGCUACUACAUCCAGUCGAGCGGCAACGGCCGCAGCCGGAACCGCACCCUCGGCAACGAGGCCAAGAUCCGGACCGUCGACCGCGACUCGGCCUCCUCGAGCGCCGGCGAAGGCGGGCCGACCGGCAUCAUCUACACCAAGGAAUACACCGUCGACUUCCACGACGAGGCCAGUCUGGUACACAUGCGGGAGCUGGAGCCCGGGAGCUCAAAGACUGGGCGGGGCGGCUCUCCGUUCUGA
Molecule: messenger RNA, 1371 nt
Organism: Colletotrichum higginsianum IMI 349063
Lineage: Eukaryota; Fungi; Ascomycota; Sordariomycetes; Glomerellales; Glomerellaceae
Product: CFEM domain-containing protein
Exons: 4
Coding region: 1-1371 (456 amino acids)
Source: RefSeq, a predicted model, not a curated record